Elgaria multicarinata webbii is the source of this 4299-nucleotide messenger RNA. It is a transcript of the gene PALM3, whose product is annotated as paralemmin 3. The transcript is spliced from 7 exons. NCBI's taxonomy places the organism in Eukaryota, Metazoa, Chordata, Lepidosauria, Squamata, Anguidae. Bases 89 to 2824 code for a protein of 911 amino acids. Gene Ontology annotation, biological process: regulation of cell shape. Gene Ontology annotation, cellular component: membrane. The record is from RefSeq and is a predicted model, not a curated record.
UCAUCCACGUCCUCCUCAGCAACAGCAGGCGCUAAGCCCUGGGAAAGGGAGUUUGCUUUCUGGGUAUCGGCUGCUGCAACGAGGGAAAAUGGCAGAGAGAUCCCUGUUUGCGCAGCGCCUGCAAGCCAUUACGGAGCGGCGCAGGCUGCAGGAGCGUAUCCUGGCCACCCGCAGGGAGUUGGAAGAGGAGAGACUGCGAGCCCAGCGCCUCAAGAGGAAAUCCUUGCGCGAUCGGUGGCUGAUGGAGGGAAUGUCCGCACCCACUGAUGACAACGGUCACAUGUCUUCCGUCUGGGAGGCGCAGGCUCGCAUCCAGGGAUUAGAACAAGACCUGUCCAGUCUCCAAUCUCAGAUGCAGCAGCUGGAUAAUCCAGAACUUCACCAGGGACGACUGCAGCCUGAUGAGUCUGUGAAGGCUUUGAAAGAGGUGAAGCAUCCAUCGCUGGACGGCCUUGGGGAGGUUGAUGGGACAUCGUCUUCUCCAGGAGGUGUGUUUGGCAGAGAGAGUAGCCCCGAAAAGGCAAGCGUUGAAGUGAGCCCUGUGGCUGUAGAAGCUGGGCUGGAAGUUCAGCCUCCUCCUGCUGUGAAGCCGGCCUGCCAGAGCUCAGAGCCUGGUGAAGCCCCUGGCAGCCACCAGAGAAAGCUGGCAGUAGAGGAGAUGGUCAUCAGGGACCACUUGGGCCAGGAAGUGGGCAGCAUGGAUGCUGUUGGGCAGAAACAGAGAUCUCUUGGGAAGGAGGAAGACCCGGAGGGCCACACGGAACUGGGGAACGGAUGUGAAGCGUGUCCAAAGGAGGCCCCCGCAGCUACUGAAAGCCAGCUGGGCAGUGAGCUUGGCAGCCGUGACGGCCCGGAGGGGGAGUCCCCCACUUCCCAGGAUCAGCAAAGCCCCUCCCAGCCCCCGCAGGAGGGGACUAGCAGCCUUGAUUCCCCCACGCGGACGGCAGACGGGGAGGCGGAGGUGAGCCCCCUGGCCCAGGGGGUGGCUCUGACGGGAGGGGAGCAGGAGAAGCUGCCAAAACUGGGCGCCAAGUCGCCAGAGCCUGCCCAAGAACUGCCCGUUGGCAAUGCUCCUGCAGCAGGGCCCGUGGCACAGGGGCAGGGAAACCAUGCUGGGAAGCCGGGGCUGCAGGAGCUCCAGGGAUCUGGGCAAGGAGGAGAGAGGUCUUGGCAGGAGCAGCCCCAACCAUCUCGUCCAGACCAGAUCCCUCCAGCACAGGAAACACAGACCCCAAACUCUCUGGAAGAGGCCAAGCUGCCCCUCCUAGGUCCAGUGAAGUCAUCAUCUCUGUCAGAGCAGAUUCCACUAACUCUUCAGGAUCAGCUCCCUACUGUGCAAGAUGCUACCGGAUCCCUUCCAGACCAGAUCCCGUCAUCUUUUCAGCCACUUGAGGGUUCACUCCCAGAGCCGGUGCUGCCAUUGUUCGCAAGUCCACCUCCAUCCACAUUUUUGAACCAGACUCCUCCUUUGCAAGAAAGUAAAGAACCUCUUCUCGUUCAGGUCCCGGCCUCACUGCAGGAACCCCUCGUAGAGCCAAACCCACCAUCUCUGCAGGACCAUUUAUCAUCUUCUCUGGAACAGAAACCAUCUUCCUUGCAGGGCGAGGCCACUUUUCCACAGGAAGCUAAAUGUUCCUUAAUGGACCGGAUCCCAUCUCCUUUAAGUGAAGCUAAUGGGAGGCUUCUGGACCAGAUCCCAACAGUUCUCCAAGACGAGAGUGCUUCUCUACCAGAUCAGAUCCUGUCUCCUCUUCCGGAUCAGUUCACAGCUCUUGCAGGACGGCAUGAAACGGAGCGAUCCCUCCUGAUACCAACCGCUCUGCAGGGCCAGGAACUGGAGGCGAAAGAAUCCCUUCCAGACCUAACCCUCUCUUUGACUAAUCAGCCUUCUUCUCUGCCUGAUCAAAUCACUGCCCUUCAAGAAGCUGAAGGGUUGUCCUUGAGAGAGAUUCCAGUAGCCCUGCAAGACCAAAUUACGGCAUCAUCAAAGGCCCAGAAUCCUUCUCUGCUGGAGGCUGACGACUUCCUUCUAGGCCAGGUCCUGUCCUCUGAGGAUGAGGAUAAACAAUCAGUUCCUGGAGAGGCUCCAACAUCUGGGCCAGGCCAGCUCCUGUUCUACCCCCCAUCUCAGGAGGGUACAGACCCUGCUUCUCUGCAAGAGGCGAGAGGGUCUCUUCCAGAUCAGGUGAUGGCAUCGCCGAUAGGUCAGACAGUGGCCCAUCUCCCGGGAGCGGAAGAGUCAUCUCAAGACCAGGCCCAGACGACUAUAGUGGCACAGAUAACAACCUCUCUGAAGGGCCAGGAAGCAGAAGAGGCCCUUCCCGAAAAGCUGGAUCCCCCAUCUCUUUUAGAAGAAACGCCAACGCUGCCGGACCAAGUCCUGUCCCUUAACAAAGCCCCAAACUUAACACUGCAGGAUGCGACAACUGUUCCAGACAUCCUGCCCUUUUCCAGCCAAGACCCAGUGCAGCCCCUCCUGGACAAGGUUGCAACAGUGGAAAAUAAGGAGCUCAAAGCGGAUGGAGGUGGGGAGACAACUGAAGUCUUGGGAAAUCUCCACGCAGAGCAACAACCUCUACUGAAUGAGGCCAAGCCCUCCGUCGCCUGUCCGGACGUUUCCACGGGAGACCAGCAGCACCCCAACGCUGGGGUCGUCAAGCCCCCGGCAGCCCCCAGCCAGGAGGCUCCAACCUACACCGUCACCUCUGCCAACACUGCCUCAUUGUGCCAGCUCCAGGCUGCGGCGCCCCGCCAAGGGGAAGGCCAAGAGCAGGGUCAGAGCAGGCGCAAGCAGAAGUCGUGCCAGUGCUGCUCGGUCAUGUGAGCCCGGGGGCCGCGCACUCUCUCUCUCGCCCGGCUGAGGCGACCCCUCGCCCUCCCCCCUCAGGAACAGGAGUCGUUGGUCAGGCUCUGAAAUUGGUGGCGUGCCCUGCCAGUAGUCUAGUGUAGGCAACACACAUGCACUCCCUCCCUGGUGGGAGACGUGCUGGUUGUGGGGAUGGGACCCUGGAGGGAAUUGUUUAGAGUGGGUUUCCCUCUCCACUUAUAUCACACAGCCCCCUCUCUGUUCCCCCCCAUAGUUGGUGAAUGGGAGAGAAAUGCAAUACCCUUGGCUGUUGGAGAGGUCCCUGGGUGCCUUGGUGUGCACACAAUCACACCCUGACACUCAGCACGCACACACCUCCGCACCCCUGCAUUUCUGUGGACACCCUGAUGCUUGGAUGUCACCACCCUUCCCUCCACUUCUGUUCCAUGUGUCUGCGUUCUGCCCAGUAUUGGUGUGCAAGCAUGUACACUGCACAUUUCAAAUGCACAGGUAGCCUAGCACGAAUGCACAGCUACAAACAUUCAUACGGACAGUCCCGUUUGCUCUCACUGGCUUGCAGUGCAUCUGUUGGGAAAAGCCCACCAUUCAUGUGCCACACCACAAAUACCAGCUCCCGCAUACUUGUACAUAACUCUCACAGGGCUGGACAGAAAGACUAUUCCAUAUGCAUGCAGAACUCUCGCCAUCCGCACUCUCCGCAUGUGCCUGACUCCCUCUGCCAACUCAGCAUUACUCACCCAGUCAGUCGGGGCACCUUCCAGACACUGAGCAGAACCUUCUUCCCUCCAGUGUUGCCUCCUGCCCCCUUGCUCAGAUGGCCCAGCUGUGCACAAUUGAUCUGGCAGGCAAUGCUCAGCACUGUAUGACACUUUGGGCAUGAGCGGACUCUUUGCCAGCAAGGGGUGGACCUCUCUCUGCUGGUCGUACCCCCUCUUCCCCCCACCCCAAGAUCUCACAUGGUGCAGAGUUCGUGCUGCAUCUCCCAAGGCCAGACUGAGAGAUGAUCCCUCCAUCCCUGUUGCAAGCCCUGGGCCUGCGUCCUGCCAGGGAACCAUGGCCCUCAGCCCUCCCUCCUCCCCACGUCCCGUUACAGUUUAUUCUAUGCACUUUGUUUUAAUUCUAAUUGUAUAACUUCUGUUAGGGCCACCACCAGCCAAUAAGGAGCCUUUUACAUGUGUCAGUUCCUGGGCAGUAGAGAGAGAGAUUCUCAAUUAAAGUCAGAUGCAAUGACAAGCAGGACCUCUGGCUGUGCUUGGGGGCGAAAAACAUUGAGUCUUUUACUCUGGAGCUGGAGACGUUUGCGUUGUUAGCAUCUUCUCUGGUAGCAUCAUCACCAAAAUCUACAGCUGGAAGAAGUAACAGGAGCCAGAAGGCAGGCGAGUGGCAAGAAGGCGAUUAGGGGUCCUGGCUCACAUUCCCUUGUCCUGAGCCACUAAGAGCCACUUCACCAGCAGUCUUUUUCCAACAUGGGG